Molecule: messenger RNA, 8201 nt
Organism: Lates calcarifer (barramundi perch)
Lineage: Eukaryota; Metazoa; Chordata; Actinopteri; Centropomidae
Gene: clasp1a
Product: cytoplasmic linker associated protein 1a
Biological process (GO): mitotic spindle assembly
Cellular component (GO): spindle microtubule; mitotic spindle; microtubule organizing center
Molecular function (GO): kinetochore binding; microtubule binding
Source: RefSeq, a predicted model, not a curated record
AGUUUUCCAAGUGCCAACAUCAUCCCUGCAUCGACUGCGCCUGCGCACGACGAUCCCAUUCUUGUCCUGCAGGCAGCAUUCCGGGUGGAGAGUGUGAGAGAAAGAGAAAGACAGAGGAGAUUUGAGGCCGUAUACUGUACAUUUUCAAUAAGAAACGGGAGCUGUAUGCCCAAACCAGCUGCGACCUUUAAGCAGGAUAUGGGCUCUCCAGGGCAGAUCCCGGGACAAGACAUGGAUCUCUAGGCUAGUCCUUUCCAUCCAUCUCCAUUUGCUGCCUUGCCUGCUGCUCGCUUAAACCACCUCUUCCACCCCUGCUAUAGUGGUUUGGCUCAGACUCCUCUAAGAAAAGAAGAAAAAAAAAAAAAAACCCAAGUGGGAGGGUGUAGUAAACUUUCCCCAGCUGCUGUCCAGACACACACAUGCUGCAUUGCUGCCAUUCCCCAAGCCCUGCUCCAUCCAUCCCUAGGGCACGGCCACUAGCUUGCUAGCAAGCUAGCACUUGGCACAAAAGGAAGGCCUGUCCUCGGGUAUAAAAAGAAAUACAAGCAGACCGUGUACACUUGCCUCUUUCUUUUUUUCCCCCCUGCUUUUCCGGGUCAGCCAGCCACAUACUCACCAAGUGGGGCACCUUUUGUUUAGUUCAUUCCUGCUGCUUUGAGCAGUGGAGGAUUGCUAGCCGACAGUCAAGUCAGUCAUUCAGCCAGCAGACUGAGGAAGUCAGGGGGAGUGUUUAUCAGAGGCCAGGAUGAUGGAGCCCAGCAUGGAGAACUGCCUGGCCCAGGUCCUGCAGAAGGACGUGGGCCGACGGCUGCAGGUCGGACAAGAGAUCAUUGAUUACAUUUUGGACAAGGAGAAGUCUCACGACCUGGAGCAGGAUCAGACCGCGCUGGACAAGAUGGUGGACGGCAUCGCCAGCUCCUGGGUCAACUCCAGCAACUUUAAGGUGGCUCUGCUCGGCUUGGACCUUUUAUCAGCCUUAGUGACAAGGUUACAGGAGCGAUUCAGGGCCCAGGUGGGAACAGUUCUGCCCAGCCUCAUUGAUCGUUUGGGAGAUGCCAAAGACCAAGUGCGAGACCAAGACCAAACACUGCUGCUAAAGAUCAUGGAACAAGCUGCCACACCGCAGUACAUAUGGGACAGAAUGCUGGGAGGCUUCAAACAUAAGAACAACAGGACCAGAGAAGGAGUGUGCCUUUGCCUCAUCGCCACACUGAACACAUAUGGAGCUCAAGGCCUGACCCUUAGUAAAAUUGUUCCCCACAUAUGUAACCUCUUGGGAGACCCCACAAGCCAGGUACGCGAUGGAGCUAUGAGCUGCUUGGUGGAGAUCUACAGACAUGUGGGCGAGAGGGUGAGGAUGGAUCUCAGCAAAAAAGGCCUGCCACAGUCACGGUUGAAUGUAAUCUUCAGCAAAUUUGAUGAAGUCCAAAGAUCUGGGAACAUGAUCUCAUCCUCUGGCUCAGAUAAGAACUUUGAGGAUGAGGACUCAGUGGAUGGAGGCCGGUCCUCCUCCUCAUCGUCCUCAAAAGCACCCUCCAGUGGCAGGAGGACUGUAAUGAGCUCUGUUAGAAGACCCAGCUCAGCCACCACAGCUAAGGCCACAGGUAAAGAAGCAGGAGCUGGUGCUGUUGAUGAAGAGGAUUUCAUCAAAGCCUUUGAAGAUGUGCCCGCAGCCCAGAUCUACUCCAACAGGGAGCUAGAGGACCAGCUGACCAAGAUCAGGGAAGUGCUGUCUGAUGACAAACAUGACUGGGAGCACCGAGUGGUGGCGCUGAAGAAGGUGCGUUCGCUCAUGUUGGCCGGGGCCACUGAGUACGAGGGUUUCUCUCAGCAGCUGCGUCUCCUGGAGGCUCCCCUCAAGCUGUCAGCUAAAGAUCUGCGCUCCCAGGUGGUCCGCGAGGCCUGCAUCACACUGGGACAUUUAUCAUCAAUUCUGGGCAACAAGUUUGACCAUGGAGCAGAGAGCGUCAUGCCCACACUGCUGAACCUUGUGCCCAACAGUGCCAAAGUCAUGGCCACAUCCGGGGUGGCUGCCAUCCGCCUCAUCCUCAGGCACACACACUACCCACGUCUCAUCCCCAUCAUCACCAGUAACUGCACCUCCAAAUCAGUAGCUGUAAGACGGCGCUGUUAUGAGUUCCUAGACCUCAUGUUACAAGAGUGGCACACUAAUACACUGGAAAGACAUGUGGCUGUUCUGACUGAGACCAUCAAGAAAGGCAUACACGAUGCUGACUCUGAGGCCAGGUCCAUUGCUAGAAAGUGCUAUUGGGGUUUCCAUGGUCACUACAGCAGGGAGGCAGAGCAUCUCUUCCAGGCGCUAGAGUCCACCUAUCAGAAGGCUCUUCAGUCUCACCUGAAGAGCUCUGACAGCAUCGUAUCUCUACCCCAGUCUGACCGUUCCUCGUCGUCCUCCCAGGAGAGUCUUAACCGGCCAUUGUCUGUGAAGAGUGUCAUUGGAGGGAGCAUAACAAGGAGUAAGCUGGUGAGCGGCAGGGUGCCUGCCACGCCGGGUUCCCUCCAGCGCUCCCGUAGCGACAUCGACGUAAACGCCGCCUCUAGCGCCAAGUCACGUCUGUCCACCGUCCCCGCCUCCUCGCCGUUCAGCUCCGCAGCUGCCCUUCCCCCAGGGUCCUACGCUUCCUUAGGCCGUGUCCGUACCAGGAGACAAAGCUCCGGCAGUGUGGGUGGAGUCAGCACUUCAGUGGUGGACAGCAGGGGGCGAAGCCGAGCCAAAGUGGUCUCCCAGUCCCAGCGAUCCAGAUCAGCCAAUCCCAUCAGUGCUGGCAGUCGCUCCAGCUCCCCAGGCAAGCUGCUCGGCCACAGCAGCUACGGCCGGAUCCCCGGGCCACGACGUCUUCCUCCACGACUCCAGGCCGACAAGCGCAGCAGGAUCCCUCGCAGCCAGGGCUGCAGCCGAGAGACAAGUCCCAGCCGCCUGGGCCUCGCCCGGAGCCGCAUUCCCCGCCCCAGCAUGAGUCAAGGUUGCAGUCGCGACACCAGUCGCGAGAGCAGCCGCGACACCAGCCCCGCUCGGGGCUUUGCCCCUCUGGCCUCCCGACGUCACUCCCGUUCCACCAGCGCUCUCUCCACAGCCGACCCCCACGGCCAGUCAGACCGAUAUGGUUUGAUUCAUCAAGCAAGAAUCUCUGCAUCAGUAAAUGCCAUGAGGGUCCUUAAUACUGGCACUGAAGUGGAGGCAGCAGUUGCCGAUGCUCUGAGGAAGCCGCUGAGGCGGAGGUACGAAUCGCCUGGGAUGUACUCUGAUGAUGAUGCCAACAGUGACGCUUCCAGCGCCUGCUCGGAGCGCUCGUACGGUUCGCGAAACGGAGGCAUACCCCAUUACCUGCGCCAGACGGAGGACGUGGCGGAGGUCCUCAACCACUGCGCCAGCUCCAACUGGUCGGAGAGGAAGGAGGGCCUGCUGGGCCUGCAGAAUCUCCUCAAGAGCCAAAGAAUACUGAGCCGGGUGGAGCUGAAGAGACUGUGUGAGAUCUUCACAAGGAUGUUUGCAGAUCCACACAGCAAGAGAGUGUUCAGCAUGUUCCUGGAGACUCUUGUGGACUUCAUCACAGUACACAGGGAGGACCUGCAGGACUGGCUUUUUGUCCUACUCACUCAGCUGCUGAAGAAAAUGGGGGCAGACCUGCUCGGCUCCGUCCAGGCCAAAGUCCAGAAGGCCCUGGAUGUCACAAGGGAGUCGUUCCCAUUCGACCAACAGUUCAACAUUCUAAUGAGGUUUAUCGUCGAUCAGACUCAGACACCAAACCUCAAGGUAAAGGUGGCCAUUUUAAAAUACAUUGAGUCCCUGGCGCGGCAGAUGGACCCGACUGAUUUCGUCAACUCCAGUGAGACGCGCUUGGCUGUAUCUCGCAUCAUCACCUGGACCACUGAGCCCAAAAGCUCUGAUGUUAGGAAGGCAGCCCAGGUGGUGCUGAUCGCCUUGUUCGAGCUCAACACCCCAGAGUUUACCAUGUUGCUGGGAGCCCUGCCCAAAACUUUCCAGGACGGAGCGACCAAACUGCUACACAACCACCUUAAAAACUCCAGCAAUACCAGCAGCAGUGUGGGGUCUCCGAGCAACACCAUCGGACGGACGCCGCCGCGCCACACUCCCAGCAGAACCAGCCCUCUCACUUCUCCGACAAACUGCUCCCACGGAGGAUUGUCUCCAAGUCGGUUAUGGGGUUGGGGUGUCGACGGGCUGUCAAAGCACCCCCCUGCCCCUCCUCCUCCUCCUCCGCCUCACUCCACCCCUGCUGCCCCCUCCCUAAGGGUCCUGCGCCGAGCAUAUUCACCCAGCAUGAUGGAGUACGACACCGAGAACAUGAACUCGGAGGAGAUCUACAGCUCUCUCCGUGGCGUCACCGAGGCCAUCCAGAGCUUCAGCUACCGGAGCCAGGAGGACCUGAAUGAGCCAAUCAGACGGGAGGGCAAGAGGGACGACGCAGCGGGGAGAGAAGGAGUAGCAUCGUCUCCUGGAUCUGACGCUCGCCUGGGCUUGGACAUGGUGGAAGGAGGUCGCACCGCCUUGGACAACAAAACCUCACUACUCAACACACCAUCGCCACGUUCUUUCUCUGGGCCGCGGAGUCGUGAGUUUGCCCCCUACGGCUACGGUGAAACCAUCUGUACCUAUGACAAGAGCGCCCUGAAGGAGGCCGUCUUCGAUGAUGACGUGGAGCAGUUCCGCGACUUCGGUCAGGAUCACUCGGACCUUGUAGCCGACCUGCUUAAGGAGCUGUCCAAUCACAACGAGCGUUCUGAGGAGCGUAAAGGUGCCCUGGUGGAGCUGCUGAAAAUCACAAGAGAAGACAGUCUGGCUGUGUGGGACGAACACUUUAAAACCAUCCUCCUCCUCCUGCUGGAGACACUGGGUGAUAAAGAUCACACCAUCCGAGCCCUGGCCCUGCGUGUGCUCAAAGAAAUUCUGAGGAACCAGCCAGCCCGCUUCAAAAACUAUGCCGAGCUAACCAUCAUGAAGACUCUGGAGGCUCACAAGGACUCUCACAAAGAGGUGGUGCGUGCAGCCGAGGAGGCGGCGUCCACCCUGGCUGGAUCCAUCCACCCGGAGCAGUGCAUCAAGGUGCUGUGCCCUAUCGUGCAGACAGCCGACUACCCCAUCAACCUGGCUGCCAUCAAGAUGCAGACCAAAGUCAUUGAACGCAUCGCCAAGGACUCGCUAUUGCAGCUGCUGCCAGACAUCAUCCCGGGACUCCUACAGGGCUAUGACAACACAGAGAGCAGUGUUCGCAAGGCCAGCGUGUUCUGUCUGGUGGCUAUCUACUCUGUAAUUGGCGAGGAGCUCAAACCCCACCUGGCACAACUCACGGGCAGCAAGAUGAAGUUACUGAACCUGUACAUCAAACGGGCCCAAACCACCAACAGCAAUAGCAGCAGUUCCUCGGACGUCUCCUCUCACAGUUAAUGUAGGGAAGUUCUCGAUUGGAAACCGUGCGGACGGACGGCGUUCCGGGAUUUCCAGGGCAUAGCCACGCUUAUUUCAGACUUCUCCGUCUCUGAGCUUCCCCUUCUCCUCCUCCUCCUCCUCCUCCUCUCUUCUUCCUCAUCAUAGCUCAAAGCUCCACCGUGCUUUUCUCUUGUUUUCGAGGGGAUCUCAUUGACCUAUUUGUCAUUUAGCUUCCUCCCUCAUCCCUGCCCCUGCUCUCAAAACUUUUGAAUGUAACCACAGAUUGGUUUUAGACUGGUGGGGGGAGGAAAUCAACAUGUUUAGAGUUUUUGGAUUUAGGAAAUGCACUUUCUUUUCCUCACUGUUUCCCACAACCACCACACCGCUUUUUGUCAAUAAAUGCUGUUUCUCCUUGAGCACUCAGAAAUAGGUAGCUUAAGGAGUUCAUACAUAAUACCACAAAUUAUCCACAUCGGAGUAGAGAAGUAUGCGAGGGAAAUUUCUGUUAAAUCAACUACAAUUUUGGGAAGAGGUGUCAUUUGGCUGGCCCAAUGAUGGUAAUAAGCCUGUAGGCUUUAGGGUGAAUUCUGGUUUGGGAGCAUAAAAACCAAAUAUUGCAAGAAAAAAGAAAUGUACAAGGCAACAAUGUGACAUAAAAAGAAAGUACUGUAUGAGCAUAUUAAGUUAAUGUUUUAAGUUUAUGGACCAUGAUCAGGGCUCAUAGAAGCCUGUGUAUCAAUUGUAGCUUUUCGUGCUCGUUUGUAAUUAACAGUGGCUUAUUUAAUUGAAUCCCCCUUUCACAAAAUUGAUGUUAUAAUCAACAAGGUACCAGGUUGCUAAAAGAUAACUUUUCAGCUACAGAAGUGACAAUCCUUCAAUUAUUGUUCAUAUCUUUAUCUUAAGGUACAGAAAAUGAAAUUGCUGUUAAACUUCACAGUGGCUGAAUCCUUCAUGAAAUUCACAAUCAGCAGACAGAGACCAGGAAAAGAUUCAUCGCCUGUAUUUUCACAAUGAACUUUCUGCAUUAAGUGAGAAAACAAAGAUUUUUGUUUUGUUUGACACUAUUUCACAAACAGAAGACACCAUUCGUUGCCAUCCGUGGCAUCUAAAUCCACGAGGCUGCUGCUGCUGCUCGGUCGAAGCAGAGAUGAAGAAGUCCUUUGUAAAUACUAUGGAUGUUUUCCCUGUUUGGACUUGGGAGAGAGACCAGUGAUCAAAAAGACAUUACCAGGCCUUAUUCACUUCACACGCGCUAGUGUUUGUUGACUGGGACUAUGGGGUGUGAAUGGGGAUGUACACAGCUGUAACUCUUGGCUCUCGAAAAAAAAAAAAAAAUGUGAAUCUGCAGGAAAACGGACCCUGGCAGCGGCGGCGGUGGCAGUUUUUGACGACGACGCAAAUACAGUAUUAGUUGUUUCCUCAGAUCUCCUUCAGUUCCCCUUCAUGUAACCACAGCUUCUGCAAUAACCGUAAAAAUCCACAGAUAAAGGUAUUUUGUACAUACACUUUUUGACCACUGCUUCGCAAAAUUUUACAUAAUGUAAAAAAAAAAAAAAGAAAAACAAAAACAAAAAGUGAACAGGUUGACUAUCUGACUAACUUUUUUGCAUGUUAGCGAAAUAGCUUGCAUGUAAUCUGCAGCACCUGUCAACUUUGUGCUGUUUUGAAAGGCCCAGGUCUUUGGCUGUUAAAGUGCACUUGUAACACCAUCAGAUUACUCAUCUCUGAUGUAAUGUUUCAGAGGAGGUAGUCACAUUAGCCAUAUGUGACAGGUACAAAAUGGGGGCAACAACUGUUGACCAAAACCCAUGUGUUUGGUAGAAGUACUCAGGCAGCGUAUUGAGAAAUCAUACCUCUUGGUACGACUGUGAAUUUUGAUUUCAGUGCUAAGUUUGAGGUGUCAAAAAGCUUUAAAAUAUUGGAUUCCUGCUAUGUGACGCUUCAUGGAUCCCUGAUUGGGAAGUUUUUCCCCAUUUGAUCAGAUUUUUAUUAUCCAUUAUGAUUUGGUUUAUCGUGUUAUUAUUGAUCUACUGUAGGAAAGGAUAAGACUUGUAUUGCUUUUUUAAUAUUUCUGUUAUUUUGUUUGCUAACGUCUAGCAAAUUAAUAAUAAUAAUGAGGAAAUAUUAGUAUUCCUGAUUUCACUUGGGGACAUCCUGAGUCCUUGGAUGGCUGAUGUGGCGCUCACUUUUAGUUAGUUUUCAUUCAGGGGAAUCCUCUGAGAAUGGGCCAAUUCUGGUUAUUUAAGUAAAUGAAUGUACAGAAUUUGCGUAUGUUAUAAUUUGCUUCUUAAGUAUUGGUACUGAAAAUAAUUUUGACAACAUACCAUCCUGCACACUCUGUAAUAUGCCUCUCUGCACUCUGUCUGACGUCCACCUAAAUCCUUUCUAACAGUUUCAGACCAUUAAUCGGCCGAGUUUUGUGUUUAAUCGGGCUUCUCCUGGUUGAAGCAAAUCUGUAGUUGACGUAAGCGGGGAAAGUUCACCAAUCACCAAAUCACCUGUCCCUAGCAUCUCUUACAACAUUGCUGGUCCCAGAAACAGACAAGAUGGUAUUCCUUGCAAACUGUUCACUAUGCAUGUUCUGCAGUACACUGUCUUUGUUUUGUCUCAAUCGGUCAUGUAAUAUUCAUACCUGUAUUUAUAUAUUUUAUUUUAUCUUAUUUUAUUUUAUUCUCCCAUGAUAAACUGUACAGAAGGUUUUUUUUUUUUUUUUUGUUAAAAUCCACCUGUGAUAGAUUUGCAACAAUGUAAAGAAACUGUUUGCUCUAGAAAUAAACAGACUCUGAGCUGA